This is a messenger RNA of Camellia sinensis, 1818 nucleotides long. The record is from RefSeq and is a predicted model, not a curated record. Lineage: Eukaryota; Viridiplantae; Streptophyta; Magnoliopsida; Ericales; Theaceae.
GUGUGCCUAUAAGGACGGUCAAUAGACCCGGAUCACAGUUAUUAGGAGCAAACGGUCGUGAUGAUGGUCCCAAGAUUGCAUUUUACUUGAGCGAGGGAAUUAAUCAAAUUUCUUUGUUAGGAUGUGAUGCUCGAAGUUUUUGCCUAGGUGUUAGACUCGUAAAGCAACGUGUGAUUCAACAGAUUCUCAGCUUGAUUCCCAAAGAGCAAGAUGGUGAACCUUUUGAAGAUGCACUUGCCCGCAUUUGUCGGUCGAUUGGUGGUGGCAUGGCCAUGGCAAAUGAUGAUAGUGAUGAUGAUUUGGAAGUUAUUGCAGACUCUGUUGCAGUUAAUCUCCGUUGCCCUAUGAGUGGCGGUAGAAUCAAGACUGCAGGUAGAUUCAGAUCAUGUCAACACAUAGGUUGUUUUGAUCUUGAAACUUUUGUUCAGCUAAACCAACGUUCCAGGAAGUGGCAAUGUCCCAUUUGCCUGAAGAAUUACUGCUUGGAAGAUAUUAUCAUUGACCCUUAUAUUAAUCGCAUCACAAAUAUGAUGCAGGACUGUGGAGAAGAUGUAACUGAGAUUGAUGUGAAGCCUGAUGGUUCUUGGCGUGUAAAGGAUGGAUAUCAGUUCAAGAACCUUGGACAAUGGCACCUGCCAGAUGGAACUAUGUGUGUUGCCACUGUCGAAAUUGGUUCCAACUUGGAAGCCUCAGGGCAGAUGAGAAAGGAUGGUAUUACAGGCCAUAUUAAUACCAAACAAGUUACAAUGAGGAGCACUUCCUAUGAAAGUUAUGGAGAUGAUGGAGACCAGAGUAUCAGCAAGGAUGGCACUGGGCAUUUUGAUAUUUCUGCCAACAAUGGCCGUGAAAUCAAUUCUAUUUCGUACAACAUCAAUGCUACAGCUCAGACCAUGAACAUUAAUACUUGUGGGUCACCAGGGGAUAAUCUGGAUGUCAUUGUUCUCAGUGAUUCAGAAGAAGAGAACGCCAAUUUCACUUCUCUUGAAACUGUCUCCUUAACUCCAGCAGGUCUCUUCAACAGCAAUGACAAUGAUUUUGAGAUGUCUCACCUUGCAUUUGCUUCUGGUACUCGAGUAGGUUCUGAGUUCCAACUAUUUCAUACAGAUAGAGAUGCCUCAGACGCUUUAAUUGAUUUAGGGUACACUCCAGUUACCUCUUCUACACCAAGAGAUGGUUACACAUUGAAUUCUAAGUGCACUAUGGAUGCCGGAACAGAUGAUAGUAUGGUUGAUGUGGGCAACAAUCAUUGGAUAUCAAAUGGUAUUGGUGGUGAGAAUUUGACUUCUUUUGGGCUUGGCAGCAAUAGUGGUGGUGGUAAUGGUGAUGUCAGUGUUCAUGCUAAGCCUACACCCUCAAACCAGUUUGAAUCAAAUGAAGCUUCAGUACGUCCAGGUAUGAAUAAUGGUGCCAAGUCUAGUGGGACAACUAAUGGGAAAAGAUCCUCUGGCCCUUUUUCAUUUCCUCGCCAGCCACGGUCUGCUAGGCGUCCACAUCUCCCUUAGAUUCUGAAAUGAUUUACAAGGAUUUGAAGAUUAGCAGGAAAUCAAGUCAUGGUUUGGGCUCAGUUUUGGAGAAACCUUUCUGUGUUAGAAGGGAUUUUGUGUGCAUAUUUGAAGACCCUUUUGUGAUGACUUUUUGAUGUACCAUAUUAUGUGGUUCUGAUAUGUAGUCACAUAUUGGCCGUUUUGUACAUUUGGUCAGGACCUGUAAAUUGUAUAUUUCUUUUGCAUAUGAGAAUGGAUGAUGACUAAGAUAUUUGAUCUUAUUAUGAUGUAUGUUUUUGCUGCAAAUCAAAUAAACAAAUCAUAAACAGGAUCA